This is a messenger RNA of Stegastes partitus (bicolor damselfish), 918 nucleotides long. Its product is annotated as olfactory receptor 49-like. NCBI's taxonomy places the organism in Eukaryota, Metazoa, Chordata, Actinopteri, Pomacentridae. Gene Ontology annotation, biological process: detection of chemical stimulus involved in sensory perception of smell; G protein-coupled receptor signaling pathway. The transcript has a single exon. Gene Ontology annotation, molecular function: G protein-coupled receptor activity; odorant binding; olfactory receptor activity. Bases 1 to 918 code for a protein of 305 amino acids. Gene Ontology annotation, cellular component: membrane. The record is from RefSeq and is a predicted model, not a curated record.
AUGAUAAACUCCACACAGGUCUCAUAUUUUACUCUUGGCGCCUACUUUGACACUGGACUUUUUAAAUACUUAUAUUUCCUGGUUAUUCUGACUGUUUAUGUUUUAAUCAUCAGUGCCAAUGUGUUUCUCAUUGUGGUUAUCUGCAUGAACAGAAGCCUACAUGAGCCCAUGUACAUGUUUCUGGUCAGUCUGUUUGUAAAUGAACUGUAUGGCAGUACAGGAUUAUUUCCAUUCCUGCUGGUUCAGAUCCUCUCUGAGAUUCACACUGUUUCUGCAGCUGUUUGUUUCUUGCAAGUUUUCUGUUUAUAUUCAUAUGCUGCUGUAGAGUUUUUCAACUUAGCCGUCAUGUCCUAUGACAGAUAUCUCGCUAUCUGUUAUCCUCUGCAAUACAACACACGCAUGACAUUUAAGAGGAUUGCCUUUCUUAUUGCUGCCUCCUGGAUUCCUCCUUUUCUUAUAAUAGUUACCACCACAUCUUUGAGUUUCACUUUACAGCUGUGUGGAAACAUCAUCAACAAAGUGUACUGUGACAACUACUCCAUCGUCAAACUGGCCUGUUCUGACACCACCGUCAACAAUGUCUAUGGACUCUGUAUUACGGCAUUCACAUUAAUUGGUCUUCUAAGUUUAAUCCUCUACACCUACAUGAGGAUCCUCAGAGUGUGUUUUUCUGGCUGCAAACAGACCAGACAGAAAGCCGUCAGCACCUGCACACCUCACCUGGCUUCAAUGCUCAACUUCUUCUUCGGUUGCACAUUUGAGGUUUUACAGAGCAGGUUCGACAUGAACAAUGUGCCGAAUACAUUGCGUAUAUUUUUAUCCUUGUACUUUCUAACAUGCCAGCCGCUCUUCAACCCUGUACUGUACGGACUGAAAAUGUCCAAAAUCCGUCAUGUGUGUAAAAGUCUGUUUCGAUGA